Molecule: messenger RNA, 1954 nt
Organism: Salarias fasciatus (jewelled blenny)
Lineage: Eukaryota; Metazoa; Chordata; Actinopteri; Blenniiformes; Blenniidae
Exons: 5
Coding region: 52-786 (244 amino acids)
Biological process (GO): response to bacterium
Source: RefSeq, a predicted model, not a curated record
AUCAGCCAGUGACAUCUCUUUCACUGUCUUUCAGCUCUGCGCAUCACACCCAUGGACCUGCUGUGCCUUUCUGUGCUUCUUCUCUCAGGAGGUGUGUUUGGUCUUGAAGAGUGGAUCUCUGAAUCAAAAGUAACAGUGACUCGAGGAGAUAACAUCACCCUGUACUGUGACUGUGAACUCAAGACUGGAGUUUACAUAGUGUGGUACAGGAACUGUUCUCAUGAGAACCAGCCAACUCUUAUUAUGGGAUUGCGAUCAAACUCACAGAUUGGCAAAUGGGAGGACAAUAUUAAUGGAUAUUUCAAUCGUUUCAAAUUAGUGAAAAAUGACUCCUCCAACACCUACGACCUACUGAUCACUAACAUCACUGAUUCUGAGGAAGGCCUCUAUUACUGUGGAACUGAAAACACUGAGGUGAAGGAUGAAGAACACAUCACUCUGACAUAUGUAAAAAGGUUUGGAAAUACCACAAGGAUCAUUCUAGACCGGGGAAAACCUGAAGAACACGCUCCUCCGAUCUGCUGGAUACUGCUGUUCUCCCUGUGUCCACUUUUUGCUGCGUUUUCCUCUCUUUGCUCCUCUCUACUGAUCUAUCAUCUCUGUAGGAGAAGAGGGUUUCAAAGCGAUCGUCAAAGCCCUGACACAGGAGGUGAAAGAAGUCCAAAUAAGGAUGAAGAUGUUUGUUACGCUGCACUGGACAUCCGUCAGCCGUCACAAAGACCCAAGAGGAAAAAGGAGAACUCUGAAUUCAGUACAUACUCUGCCAUCAAUACAUCCAGGAUGUAAAACUGUAGAUCAGUGAAAAGAAGCAGUUUAUUUUAUUCUGAAAUACUUUAUUCCCACCAUUUUAAAGUGGUUGUUUUUCUUUUCAUGGUCCUGCAAAUGUAUUUUUGAAAGGUUGUGAAUAAAUGUGUAUGUUUUAUGUUAGUUCAGGGUAAUUGAGUGAAGUUAAGAUGCCUAUGUAGCUUUUUUUUGUUCUUCAAAGCUUCUGUUACUCAUCUGAAUUGUAUUUAAAUAGUCUCAAUAAUAAUGUGUGAAUUAUUUGGUAUUACAGCCACUUUUUGAUCAUUUUGUCAAUGUUUUUACUGUUCUGAUAAAUUCUUUUUUUUAAUCAUGCCUUCAGUAAUUUGAGAAUAUUUUCUUCUUCUUCUUCUAUGAUUGUUGUUUUUUCCUUAAACAACAGUUUUAUAUUUAGAUUUCAAUUCAUGCUUGAAGGAUUGGAUUACAAAUAAUUUUGUUAUCUCGACUUUUCAAAAUCUAAUCAUUCUAAUGACUGACUGAUUUACACAAAACCUUUUAUUUACUCCGCUUCGGUAAAAUAAUGCACCGACUGCAUUUAGUUAUCAAUCAGCGCUCCCGGCGCCACCUUCCCUGAUUUCAAAACGCCGCCGCUCGGCUCAUUACUGGGACACACCAGCACAUUAAUUCCGUGCUCGCGUUGUCUGGCUGGCCUCCUGUCACAUAUGAAAUUGAUUAUGGGAUUUUACUGCUGACCUUUCAGGCCUUCAGUGGUCCUCCAACACUUAUUUGUGAUUUGUUGACCAACCUUGUUAAUUAAGAUCAGGAUCCCACCUUCCGAGCCAAGUUCUCUUCGGGUGACAAAGGGUGGUCAAGCGUUUGCUGUUAGGACUCCAACUUUGAGACAAAUUUCAAUUUUUACAUUUUAUUGAUAAUGUCAUUCAUUAUUAAAGAUUAUCUUGGAGUACAAUUUGACUUUUUGUAUUGUUUUGUUUUUCUCCUUUUCGUUUACAAUGUUUCCUCUUUGCGUCUCUUCGUUAUCCGUAUUAAAUUGUUUUGCAGUUUGUUCGUGUGAAGACGGACUCACCACGUUUUUCACAACCAGACAAGACAGAAAGACAGGAAACCCACAACGACAAACAACCCCACAUGCAACGGCCGACUUUACGCAGACGGACAAAAUAAGCAACACAUCGUGGUCUGAAGUUUCCUAAAU